Messenger RNA from Stereum hirsutum FP-91666 SS1, 1737 nucleotides. RefSeq lists its product as uncharacterized. The transcript is spliced from 13 exons. The annotation marks the transcript as partial. Gene Ontology annotation, molecular function: pseudouridylate synthase activity. The record is from RefSeq and is a predicted model, not a curated record. Lineage: Eukaryota; Fungi; Basidiomycota; Agaricomycetes; Russulales; Stereaceae.
CUCAUCACCAGAAAACCAAUAGUUGCGCUCGAGUCCACCAUCAUCACCCAUGGCAUGCCCCACCCCACAAACCUCGACACCGCGCUCUCUGUCGAGCGUAACGUCGCUUCUACGGGCGCGGUACCCGCGACCAUAGGUCUGAUUGGCGGACGGAUUAAGUAUGGACUCGAGCGCGGGGAGCUUGAGUAUUUGGCUGAUACGACGACGGAGUCUGUUAAGCUUUCGAGGAGGGAUUUGGCGGCUGCUAUGGCGUUGAAGAGGGAUGGGGGGACGACUUGUAGUACGACGCUUAUACUCGCUGCGUUGGCGGGGAUAAAGGUGUUUGCUACAGGAGGACUCGGUGGUGUACAUCGCGGAGGAGAGAACUCUAUGGAUGUCUCUGCGGACCUGCUAGAGCUAAGUAGGAGCCCCGUCGGACUCGUCUCAGCUGGCGUUAAAUCCAUCCUGGACAUUGGAAGGACGCUCGAAUAUCUGGAAACCAUUGGAGUGCCCGUCUUCACCUACGGCAAGACGAACGACUUCCCCGCCUUCUACAGUCGUCGAAGCGGGUUCAAGAGUCCAUGGCGGCUAGACGACCCGCAAACGGCUGCCCAAGUCCUACUGACCCAUGACAAGCUCAACAUCAACACCGGCGUCCUCUUCGGCGUCCCCAUCCCCGAAACCUACGAAGCCAUCGGCGAACGCAUCCAAGAAGCCGUCGAACAGGCCGUCGCAGAAUCCGAAGGGAACGGGAUGGCCAAGCGCGGGAAGGAGGCCACUCCGUGGUUGCUGAAACGUGUCGGCGAGCUUACGGAGGGGAAGUCUCUCGCUAGCAAUAUUGCGUUGAUUGAGAAUACGGCGUUGGUGGGUGGACGGAUCGCGGUGGAGCAUGCGAAGCUUAUUGCUGAGCAGGAUGAGACGAGAGGAUCGAAUACCUACUCUGUCCCUGGGCUCAAUUCCUCAGACAGCCUUCCGCUUCCAGUGACGGUCCCGACAUCUAUAACAUCAACUACAACUUCCACCUCCUCGGCCUCAAGUCCUCUCCCCUUACCUCCAGCCAAGCUCGUAGUCAUCGGUUCAGCCGCAAUCGACAUCACAGCCCAGGUAUCGCCCACAGUCGACCCAACGGGCACCAAAGGUCUAUACUCCACCUCCCCCGGGCGCGUCUCGCUUUCUCUGGGUGGUGUAGGGCGUAAUGUAGCAGAGGCGGCACAUCGCGUGCUUUCUUCGUUCUCUUCGUCUUCGUCACUUUCUUCGGCUACUAACUCAGAGUCAAAGGAGGAGGCAACGGUGCUGGUUUCGGCUGUGGGUAAGGACUCGUUUGGGAGGUUGUUGGUCGAUGAGAUGGGUAGGAUGGGGAUGAGAACCGAUGGGCUGUUGGCCGCCGAUCAGAAUGAGAGCGAAGUUGAGGCUGACGAUGGACGGACCGCGGUGUGUAAUAUGGUGUUGGACGGGAAAGGUGGGCUUGUCGGGGGUGUGGCAGAUAUGGAUAUUAUCUUGUCGUUGAAAGAGAAGGAGGUUCUCGAUCAGCUGAAAAGGCAUAGCCCUUCGGUGGUGGCUGUCGACGCUAACCUAUCCCCAAGGAUGCUCACUUCUGUCGUUCGUCACGCAAGCGAGAAUAACCUCAAUGUCUUCUACGAACCCACCUCCGUCCUCAAAUCCACCGCCAUCAUGCCCGCCAUCGCCUCAUGGCUCAAUACAAGGACAAAUACGAAUACGAACACUCCACUACGCUCUGCCCCAAUAACCUUCGCAUCC